Malaya genurostris is the source of this 4274-nucleotide messenger RNA. It is a transcript of the gene mtRNApol, whose product is annotated as DNA-directed RNA polymerase, mitochondrial. Gene Ontology annotation, cellular component: mitochondrial DNA-directed RNA polymerase complex. Gene Ontology annotation, molecular function: mitochondrial promoter sequence-specific DNA binding; protein binding; DNA-directed RNA polymerase activity. Lineage: Eukaryota; Metazoa; Arthropoda; Insecta; Diptera; Culicidae. The coding region runs from base 111 to 4061 and encodes 1316 amino acids. Gene Ontology annotation, biological process: mitochondrial transcription. The record is from RefSeq and is a predicted model, not a curated record. The transcript is spliced from 6 exons.
CGCCUUAUAGCUCGUUCUUGUUUUCGUUAUUUCAUUGAUAAAAAUGUGCUCGCUAUUGUUAUCCACUGAAACCGUUUUCGAUUUUUGACUUCUUAAAGUGGUGCUGAAAAAUGUACAGAAUCCUUGGUUUCAAAGGAUUUUUUAGAAAUAAGAAUAAAUUACUUCGCAUCAAAGGAAUUGGUGCUCAACUCAGUUCGGGUCAGAUUUGCUGCCAGAAAUUUUCUCAUUUAUGUAACCAUCACAACGCAGUAAUAUUGCAGAAACUUCCGCUGUGCUCAAACGAAAUCCUUACAACCAAAGCUGAUAUCAAUCGGGGACAUUCUACGACUACUUCUCUUGAAAUGCUGGAUACCAUUAAAAAGAAAAAACGCAAAAAGUCACAAUCUAGAAAGUUUGCCGAACUUUUAACAGUCAAUAAUACAUCCACGAAACAUACAAAAGCUUCUGUCCACCAGUUGAAAGCCCAAAAAUUAUCAGAUUUCAUAAAUGAUCACAUAUCGCACGAAUUGAUUGCUUCGAAAGACAAAAUGAGUAACGUUUUAGCACACGGGACAGAUAUCACGAGCCAUAAUUUCGAACAAACACCUGUUAUUUUCAUUGGAGAAAACAUGCAGGAAAUGAAUCUCUCCAAUGAAACUUUGGCUGAGAUUCUUGAAAGCUAUCAAGUUUUGAAAGAACUUCAUAGUAAGAAACCUCAGAGUGCAGGCAGCGCUGAAAAUACGAUAGAAGAAGAGCUCUUGGGAACAAGCGAAAUUUUGGUGGAAGAAGAAAUAAUAGACGUACCAGUUGUCUCGAAAAAGAGUAAAACGCAAAAGAAAAGAACCAGAAAACCCAAAAUCAAAAAUCCAGAUGAGAAGCCAAGCAAAGGGAUUUCAAAAUAUGAAAAUACCUCACAAGAAAUGUUAGCCCGCCAGAAAAGUUUUCACUUGACGUUGUCUGCUUAUUUGGAUAUUUGCCUUACAAGUGGAAUGAUCAAUCGUGCCUAUGCAACAGUUAUGAAUUACAGAUGCAAACGAAAAAUGAGCAUCGAUAUUUACAACAAACUUCUUCACGGCUACGCAGAAAAUGGCAACAUCCUAAAAUUGAAAGACAUUUUAAGGAUCGUAAAAGAAGAUGGCAUUGAACCGACUCCGCAAACUUAUGCCGCUAUUUUUGAGUGCCUUGGUCGCUUGGAAACAACUACAGAACUUAAAGACGAAGCCAGUGCAUACUUGUUGGAAGCGAACACCAAAGGUAUCGAAAUGAACGAUGUACUCGAUCACAGUAAAUUUACGACUGAUCAACGCGAGAUAGUUCUUAGCUUGCUUCGUGAAAUAGACCCCGAUUUUCAUCCACAUUACACACCACCGAUGUUAAAUUACGAUAACCAUUUACUAAAUCCACUCAAUGAACAUGUAAAACCAAUAGGUAAUACGGAAACAGCAAACAACGUAGAUAGUUCGGUAAACGGAUUCGAAAUUAUGCACUCAAAGGUUGGAUUUUCGAAAGAUCAGUUAGAUCAGUUCGCCAGAGAACAGUUUGAAAUGGAGUUGAAAGGGCAUUUAACGGUGAAAAGUAUCCAAAAGUUUCCUGAACCGAAUGAAGCUGUUAAGAAAUAUCGCAAUGAACUGGAAGAACUUCGUAAAACUUGGAGUAAACAAAUAUCGAAGGCUUUUCAUCGCGAUGUGAACUCAUUGAAGGCAGCUACAGAAACAAAAUCAAACAGAUCGAUUAACCUGUUUCCAUAUUUGAAAGCUCUCACUGUGGCACAAUAUACGGAUAUACUUCUGAAUGAGGCUCAACAGUUGAUUGAGGGAUCCGACACGUUUAGCGUCGGUGUCGCACAUCUCUACCGAGAUCUCGGCAAUCAGGUAGAGGCGCGCUAUCAUAUAGAGCAAAAGCGUAUGAACGGCGUAUUGGAUAAAACGUGUGAGGUUUACAACUUGUACUGUGACACAUUGGCGAAAGGAAACAGCAGCGAUAAUCCGCGGCAACUCUGGCAACGUUUAGUUCACGAGUGCCGACAAGAUGGGCCAAGCAUGGACAUAGCAAGUAUUGCCUGGCCAAGAGCUGCCGUUUUUGGGGUCGGCAAAUUUCUGUACAAUAUCAUGAAAAACGAUCUUAAGAUCAAUGUAAAUGCCAUGGCACCGGGAAAUCGUUCAGCAAGACUAGCACCCGCAUUCUAUUCACUGUAUCGUUAUGAAGUGAAAAGUGCAAAGGAACAGAUCAAGCCACAUCCAGUGUUAGUCAAACUACAUCGGAAAUCACAACAGGAUACCUUGAACUUCCCUAUUAGUUUUGUUCCGAUGGUGUGCCCACCUCAGCCGUGGACAACAGCUGUUAAUGGCGGAUAUUUAAUGGCAAAAUCAGAACUAAUUCGGCUUCCACAGCAAGCACACCAACAAACUGAGAGAAUCAAUGAAGCGAAACCCUCGGAUAUAUAUCCCACAUUAGAUUCACUCAAUCAGCUAGGCUCAGUUCCUUGGACAAUAAACGAAAAAGUACUGGAUGUAGUUUUGGAGAUUUUCAACAGUGGCGGUAAUGCUAAGCUUGAUGUUCCAGAGCCUCCCAGUUCAUUACCACCAAUAGUCGAAAAUAAACCUCGCAGUGAAAUGACAAACUACGAUCGGUUUAAUAUGAUGCGAAUGAAAAUGAACCAUCGGCGGAAACAAGGUGACAUGUACAGCUUGUGGUGUGACGCCUUGUACAGACUUUCGCUCGCUAAUCACUUCAGGAAAAAAGUUUUUUGGUUGCCACAAAAUAUCGACUUUCGAGGUCGUGUUUAUCCGAUACCGCCACAUCUAAACCAUCUAGGGCACGAUCUCGCUCGUUGCCUUAUGGUGUUUCAUCAGAAAAAGCCCUUAGGCCCAGAUGGUUACAACUGGCUCAAGCUGCAUUGUAUCAAUUUAACUGGUUUGAAAAAGCGAGAAUCAAUUCAAGAUCGUCUGCUCUACGCUGAAGAAAUAAUGGAUGAUAUUCUGGAUUCCGCCGAUAGACCAUUAACGGGUCGCAUGUGGUGGAGUAAAUCGGAUGAACCCUGGCAAACUUUGGCAUGUUGUAUGGAAAUCGCUAAAGUUUCACGGUGUCCCAAUCCUAGCGAAUAUCAGAGCGGCUUUCCCAUUCAUCAAGACGGUUCAUGUAAUGGACUUCAGCACUAUGCAGCGCUCGGACGAGACACUCCGGGUGCCAUCAGUGUAAAUCUAUCCACGUCGGACGUUCCUCAAGAUGUGUACAGUGCAGUGGCCGCUUUGGUUGAAGAGAAUCGAGCCAAAGAUGCAAGCAAUAAUGUCAAGGUAGCUCAAGUACUUGAAGGUUUUAUAAAGCGAAAAGUGAUCAAACAGACUGUGAUGACGACCGUGUAUGGUGUUACUCGAUUUGGUGCUCGAAAACAAAUAGCACGACAGCUGGAAUAUAUUGAUGAAUUUCCCAAGGAUUAUGUUUGGCCUGCAUCCAGUUAUCUCACUAUCAAAACAUUCAAUGCACUUAGCGAAAUGUUUACCUCAGCAAAAGAAAUUCAAGAUUGGUUCACCGAUUGUGCACGACUAAUUUCCGCUGUGCGAUCACAAAACGUAGAAUGGAUCACUCCCCUCGGACUCCCUAUAGUACAACCUUACAAUCGUGCAGACAAAUCUUUUCACAAUAAAUCGAAAUCGAAACUUCCCGAACACUUUGCAAUGGAUUUGUACGAAAAACCGAACAUUAUGAAGCAAAAAAAUGCAUUCCCUCCUAACUUUGUACAUUCACUUGACUCCAGCCACAUGAUGCUGACUUCACUGUACUGUGAGCGUGCCGGACUAACGUUUAUAUCCGUACACGACUGUUACUGGACACAUCCUUGUACGGUAGCUACAAUGAACAAGAUUUGUCGUGACCAGUUUGUUGCUUUGCACUCCAAUCCUAUACUAGAAGAUCUCUCCAAAUUUCUAAAGCAGAAGUACAGCUACGAUGAACGUGAAAUCACUGAUGAUGGUUCAGUAAUUGAUCUAACCAAACGUAAACUGAACCUUAUUCUACAGCAAUACCCAAACAAGGGGGAUUUUGACCUGCGACAAGUGUUAAACUCAGUUUACUUCUUCAGCUAAAACAGUUCUGGCCAAACAAUCGAUCUAGUCAUGAAGGAUUGUAGUACAAGCGCAGGAGAAAAAUCCCUAAAGAAACAGUUCACAUAUUGUGAUAAACAAUAAACAGUCAGUCGUGUAGAAAACAUGUGAAUUUUAAGCAGUCCCGAUUUAUUCGCAAUUUAGCAAGCGCUCCCUUUUACAAAUUCAGUGAAUAAAACAGUCAGUUUUCUGAAA